This is a messenger RNA of Trichechus manatus latirostris (Florida manatee), 2699 nucleotides long. It is a transcript of the gene STK39, whose product is annotated as serine/threonine kinase 39. Gene Ontology annotation, cellular component: cytoplasm. Gene Ontology annotation, biological process: protein phosphorylation. Gene Ontology annotation, molecular function: protein serine/threonine kinase activity; ATP binding. Bases 1 to 1575 code for a protein of 524 amino acids. The transcript has 17 exons. Lineage: Eukaryota; Metazoa; Chordata; Mammalia; Sirenia; Trichechidae. The record is from RefSeq and is a predicted model, not a curated record.
AUGAUGCUGCUACAAACACCUAUGGAGCACCCAGUGUGUGCCAAGGACCGACCAAGCAGUGGAGCUACUGCUGUGGUUCAGGCUGCUCUGUGCAAGCCAAGACAAGAACGAGUAGCAAUAAAGCGGAUCAACUUGGAAAAAUGCCAGACCAGUAUGGAUGAACUAUUAAAAGAAAUUCAAGCCAUGAGUCAGUGCAGCCACCCCAAUGUAGUGACCUAUUACACCUCUUUUGUGGUGAAAGACGAACUUUGGCUGGUUAUGAAAUUGCUAAGUGGAGGUUCAAUGCUGGAUAUCAUAAAAUACAUUGUCAACCGAGGAGAACACAAGAAUGGAGUUCUGGAAGAGGCAAUAAUAGCAACAAUUCUUAAAGAAGUUUUGGAAGGCUUAGACUAUCUACACAGAAAUGGUCAGAUUCACAGGGAUUUGAAAGCUGGAAAUAUUCUUUUGGGCGAGGAUGGUUCGGUACAAAUAGCAGAUUUUGGGGUAAGUGCAUUCUUAGCAACAGGGGGUGAUGUUACCCGGAACAAAGUAAGAAAAACUUUUGUUGGCACCCCAUGUUGGAUGGCCCCUGAAGUCAUGGAACAGGUGAGAGGCUAUGACUUCAAGGCUGACAUGUGGAGUUUCGGAAUAACUGCUAUCGAAUUAGCAACAGGAGCAGCACCUUAUCACAAAUAUCCUCCUAUGAAAGUGUUAAUGUUGACUUUGCAAAAUGAUCCACCCACUUUAGAAACAGGAGUAGAGGAUAAGGAAAUGAUGAAAAAGUACGGCAAGUCCUUUAGAAAAUUACUUUCACUGUGUCUUCAGAAAGAUCCUUCCAAAAGGCCCACAGCAGCAGAACUUUUAAAAUGCAAAUUCUUCCAGAAAGCCAAGAACAGAGAGUACCUGAUUGAGAAGCUGCUUACAAGAACACCAGACAUAGCCCAAAGAGCCAAAAAGGUAAGAAGAGUUCCCGGGUCAAGCGGUCACCUUCAUAAAACUGAAGACGGUGACUGGGAGUGGAGUGACGACGAGAUGGAUGAAAAGAGUGAAGAAGGAAAAGCAGCUUUUUCUCAAGAAAAGUCACGAAGAGUAAAAGAAGAAAAUCCAGAGAUCGCAAUGAAUGCCAGCAGUAUACCCGAGCAAAUACAGUCCCUUUCUGUGCAGGACUCUCAGGGCCAACCCAAUGCUAGCGAAGACUAUAGAGAAGCUUCUUGUGUUGUGAACCUCGUUUUAAGAUUAAGAAACUCCAGAAAGGAACUGAAUGACAUACGAUUUGAGUUUACUCCAGGAAGAGAUACGGCAGAUGGUGUUUCUCAGGAGCUCUUCUCUGCUGGCUUGGUCGAUGGCCAUGAUGUAGUUAUAGUGGCUGCUAAUUUACAGAAGAUUGUAGAUGAUCCCAAAGCAUUAAAAACAUUGACAUUUAAGUUGGUAAGUGAAAAGCUAUGGAAAGAAGGUGAAUGUUUUACCAUGCUGUGCCAGCAAGUAAUAAUAAUAGAGCUUCAUAACCUACUGUGUAGUUUUGUUGUUGUUCUUUUCCUUUGGGAUCCAUUUUUGCAUUUGUCAUUUGCCUCAUCAAGAUUUGGAAACAUUUUCUGACCAUGACCAGAAAUUUCCUCUUCAAUGAGCAUAUCUUACUUACCCUUUUACAAUUACAUCUUUAACUAAGAAUGGCCAUUUGAGAAUCUUGUACCAUUUUGCUUCCAGUUUGUAUGGCAAGUUGACCAUGUAGACAAAAUUAAACUGAAUUCAAAGCAACAGUCUUAAUAAAACUUCCCUGAGGUGAAAGCCAAAUGGUUCUAACUUUUAAAAAUAGAGGCUGAUCGUUGGGGAAAUGGUUUAGAUAAUUGGAAAUGAUUGCAGACUAACUCACCAAAGCCUAAUAAACAAAGACAUAACAUUUUCACUCCACAUUUCAAAUCACAGUAACAGAGUCUUUUAAGGAGUAGAUGUUGAACAGGUGUUCUGCUCUAGCAGAUUUUAAACUUAGGAUCUGGAGUGGCACAGAAACCCAGAGUAGUGGGCAUUGUGAGACUAGGACAGGUGGAGGCGAGGCCAGAAACGGAGAGAAGUCCAAAUAAGCAGAAGUGACUAUUUUCCUGAAAGGUUUAGCAAAUAGUACAUUGCGGUCUAAUAAAUAGCUUGUUUUAGAAUUAUAAAUUAAUAUUACCAAGGGCCAGUCAGAAUGCUGCAAUUUAAAAUCUAGAUGGCCAACACUUUGCUGUAAACGACAUAUAUGGAUGAUUUGCCUUUUUUAUUUCUUGUGAAAAUUAAAUGGAAAAUGUGUGUGGCCAAAAAUGCUAAAUGGUUAGUGACAGUAAAUGUUAGCCUAAUGCUAAUUAACUUUUUGGGUCUAGCUUCUCAUCUAAUUUCAGAUGGCGAGGCUGUGUGAUAAAAGAGCACAAAGAUUUUCACAGACAGGAUUUAUCUGAAGAAAUUAGCUUUGUUUUGAUAAUAAACAAACAUUUUAUUCAGACUUAGAGUGAUAAAUUAGCAAAUUGAAAAAUUCAUCUUCUAGCUUGGAACUACACUGUCACCUCUAUUAUGUUUCUAAUGCACCUGCAGUUUUGAAAAUGUUUCAUUUAUGUGAGAAUAUAUUUAUCAGAAAAUGGCACCCUGUGUUGGCAUUUCAAGUCAAUACACAUGUCUUUUUACUCACUUUUUAUAAUAUAAGAAAGUUAGAAAUUGUACCAUAUCCAGAAUGUUUUUCUUGAUGUUGAAUA